Solanum verrucosum is the source of this 1034-nucleotide messenger RNA. Its product is annotated as proteasome subunit alpha type-4-like. Gene Ontology annotation, cellular component: cytosol; proteasome core complex, alpha-subunit complex; nucleus. Gene Ontology annotation, biological process: ubiquitin-dependent protein catabolic process. The transcript has 2 exons. Lineage: Eukaryota; Viridiplantae; Streptophyta; Magnoliopsida; Solanales; Solanaceae. The record is from RefSeq and is a predicted model, not a curated record. The coding region runs from base 164 to 913 and encodes 249 amino acids.
AUAAUAAUUGAUUUUUAAUUUCUGGGUACUUUUCUAUUGAAGUUUCUUGUUGAGCAAGUUGAGAGCUGAGACCAUUUUACCUUUCUCCGGCGAAAUACAAGUUCUCUACAUUUCUUUCUUUGCCGGAACCCUAAUUUUUAGUGACUGGUUUUAAGAAUUCACAAUGUCAAGAAGAUAUGACAGCCGCACAACUAUCUUCUCCCCUGAAGGUCAUUUAUAUCAGGUUGAAUAUGCAAUGGAAGCUAUUGGAAAUGCAGGCAGUGCAAUAGGUAUCUUAGCUAAAGAUGGUGUGGUGUUGGUAGGUGAAAAGAAGGUCACUUCAAAGCUUCUCCAGACCUCGACAUCCACCGAGAAGAUGUACAAGAUUGACGACCAUAUUGCCUGUGCUGUGGCUGGAAUGAUGUCAGAUGCCAACAUCCUCAUUAACACUGCGAGGGUUCAAGCUCAACGCUAUACUUUUGCUUAUCAAGAACCAAUGCCUGUUGAACAACUAGUUCAGUCUCUGUGCGACACCAAGCAAGGCUACACACAGUUUGGUGGGCUUCGUCCAUUUGGUGUUUCCUUUCUUUUUGCAGGCUGGGACAAGAACUAUGGCUUUCAACUGUACAUGAGUGAUCCAAGCGGCAAUUAUAGUGGUUGGAAAGCUGCAGCAAUUGGGGCCAACAAUCAACCAGCACAGUCAAUGUUGAAGCAGGACUACAAGGAUGACAUGACAAGAGAGGAAGCUGCUCAACUUGUUUUGAAGGUGCUUAGUAAGACUAUGGAUAGCACUAGUCUUACCUCAGACAAGCUUGAACUGGCAGAGGUAUUCCAUACCAAUGGUAAAGUCAAAUACCAAGUGCACUCACUGGAAUCUGUGAACAAGUUGCUCAUACAGUAUGGAUUAACCCAACCAGAUCCAGAGGCCGCCUAAAACACUUUUCUGACUUUGAGCAUGUUUCAGCUAUCUGAUUAUUGGAUAAGCUGUUCACUGACUUGCCCAUAAAUUCAUGCCUAGAUAUUUUCUGUCUUUAUUCACUUCCUUAGAUGGCAAA